Notodromas monacha is the source of this 1571-nucleotide messenger RNA. The record is from the annotation of a GenBank genome assembly. NCBI's taxonomy places the organism in Eukaryota, Metazoa, Arthropoda, Ostracoda, Podocopida, Cyprididae.
UUUUGUUCACUUCGGGGGGCAACAGUGCAAAUAUGCAGCUGGACAACGACGUGACUCCGGUGUAUCUGGCCGCCCAAGAGGGACAUCUGGACGUUUUACGGUACCUGGUUGAACGAGCCGGUGGAGAUUUGCUGAUUCGCACCAAGGACGGAAUGGCCCCGCUGCACGCUUCUGCCCAAAUGGGUUGUCUGCACGCCCUGCGAUGGAUGAUUCGAUCCCGAGGGAUAGACAUGAACUUGUCGGACGAGGACGGAGCGACGUCUCUGCAUUUCGCUGCCUCCCGGGGUCACCUGCACGUGGUUAAGUGGCUUUUGAGGAACGGGGCACGGAUCGUGCCGGACAAAGGUGUAGAGUGCCUGGUUGCUCUUGAGAAGCAUUCAGCUGCGUCGAAGUCUCGGGUUGUUUCCAAGCAGGACACGAGUCUGAGACAGCGCGACGGUUCGCCGAGACGGGAUUCCCUGGGCGGUUCCGCGACUUCGGCGUCAGGAGAAACGGGUUCGAUCCGGGGCCAGAGUUCGAUUCCUCGAAGCGAAAACUCCUCCGAGCCGUUUUAUUUGCAUCCGCCUUCAGUGUCUGUGGAGAGCAUCUCGAGCGUGCCGGUGAAGAAUGAAACUAGCUGCGAGGAGGGAAAGAAUCUAGUGACGGCCGAUGCUUGCGAAGGGACGCCCGGAGAUUCGCAUGUGACGUCAACAGUUUCGCUUUUCCGGAAUAGUCACGGUCGAGAGGCUGAGACCGCGCUUUCAACAGCCGUCGACGCGGGCCGACCGCAUGACGAAAGUAAUUGCUUUCCAGGACUAAGCGGCAUCACGUCAGGAGUCACGGAGUCCGCGUCGAUGAAGACGUCGCCUGAUGACAGCGAGCCGUUUUUCCUCCACCGGCCGCCGUCCAGCUCGAUUAUCGCCGCCAGCCACGUUGUGUGCGCCGCGAAUCCCAACGUCCUGCGCGGCGAUUGCGCUGAGAAAAUGCUUGCGAGGAAUCUGGAAAGCGUCAGGCAAUGCAGGCAUUGCUCGAGUGAGUCCAACAAGCCUGAGCGGAAAAUCGCAGUGACGGAAGAAUCGCCUUCGGGAACGACCAGCUCGAGCUUUCAUUCCUUGGAAGAUAACAGGAUCGACCCUCGGAAUCACGAGUACGAAGAUGUUCGCUUUUCGUCAAGUGAAUCUGGAUCCGCCGGCAACAUGCUUUCGAGUCAGAACGGCUCCAUGUCUUUGAGUUUUGGAGGCGAUCAUAAAUCAAGCACUGAGGAUUCUGACUCGCCCUCACGCAACUCGUACAGAAACAUAUCCGUGAUAAAAAUAGAAAGUUCUUCCGCUGAGCCGUCCGUCAUUCAGGAAAAUUCACUGGAUUCAUCUUUGUGUAGCCAUGAAUUGGUUUUGAAUGGAAGCGACGAAAGAGUUCCAGCGAAAGCUGAUGAGGUGGAAGCGGAAAAAUUGGACGAGGAUGACGGCAUCAAAACGGCGAGUUCAUCGAGCAAAGCGACGAUGCGACCAUUUUCAUUACCGUCCGACUUCGCGGAGAAGUACGAGAAGGCAUUGUUUGAGCUCAACAGGACGGCCUUUCUUCACCGAAGACUC